Magnolia sinica is the source of this 2443-nucleotide messenger RNA. RefSeq lists its product as uncharacterized. The coding region runs from base 248 to 2140 and encodes 630 amino acids. The transcript is spliced from 9 exons. NCBI's taxonomy places the organism in Eukaryota, Viridiplantae, Streptophyta, Magnoliopsida, Magnoliales, Magnoliaceae. The record is from RefSeq and is a predicted model, not a curated record.
GACGGGGCCAGGACAUUGGGAUGCAGAGUCAUUCCCGCGAAAAGAGGUGGCAAAGUUCCAUUUGACUGAGAAACCCUCCUUAGCUCCUAAGAAACCCAGAAGCAUCUUCCUCAUCCCAGAAAAGCCUUCCUUUCUUCUUCCCCCAUCUUACAAAAGGAAGCUUUCCUUCGAAAUACCCAACCCCACCAACUCCAAAUCACGACCGUUCAAAUUCAUACAGCAGCAUCAGCAGACAUUUGAUCGGGCCAUGGCGCAGAUCCUCCCUCCAUGCCCGCCCAAUUCCUUCUCCCUCAAUUCCACAGUCUGCGUCUGCAAUCCUGGUUACUUCAUGAACCCUGCCCGCAACGACUGUACCCUCUUCACCGCCUCCCCCAACGAGUGGGCCGUGGGAUCCGGCGUUGAGUACGGCCCGUUCUUCCCCGAGACCAUCUUCUCCUUCGAUUCCAUCAAGAAGUUCACGCAGUCGCAGGCCAUCUUCCUCGAAGCCACAAUGGUCGUCCUUGUCUCCUGGUUAGCCUUCUGCCUUGCCGUCCGGUUCGGGAAGAUCGACGGCGGCCGGACCAUCUGGUUCCGGAUCCGAUGGUGGAUCAGCCGGUGGGAUGUCUGCUACGCCACUCGCCAUUGGCUGGAUGACAGAAAGGUUGUGACAAAGCGGAAAACUGAGCUGGGUGGAAGUUUCUCUGUUGCAAGUUGGAUACUUUUCAUCGGUCUGCUUGCAGCGUUGCUAUACCAAAUUAUUACGAAAAGAACUGUUGAGGUGCACAAAAUUAAACCAGCCAAUGGUCCUGAUUUAUCGUCCUUCAUCAAUGACAUGGAAUUCAAUAUAACUACAAUUUCUAGCAUGAGCUGUUCCCAUUUACGCGGUCUUGGUACUUUGGUGACUGGCACUCCUGGUUUCGUUGACUAUAGGGUUUCCCCUUUAUCAAUCUUUGCAAGCUAUUAUUGCCAAAACACGAGCAGGGGGCCGACUGUUACUCUAAAAUGCAGCAAUUGUCAGGUCCCAAGGGACGGCUACUACAUUUCGUGGCAGUUUGUUGAUCUACAAAAUGACCCUGCUACUGCUGUGGGUUUUCAGUUCAACCUUACAGCAAAGAAGCAUGGUGACAAUAAGCACGUGAGCUUUGUCACUGGCAUACUGAAGUCUAGAGGCAAUAUGGAUGAGAGGCCAAAUACAUUUCGAGGGGCAGAUGUAAAUGUGUUGAAGUUUCAUUUGUUCCCACGGGUGUACCGUAAUUUAAAUAACCUAAGCCUCCUUCAGCCUCUGUUUCGUGAUUUUCUUCCUGGCUCGUCCUUUUUCGAGACAAGCCAGCUCAAAACCUCUCUGCAAAGUUCUAAAGAUGGAUUGAUCAAUACAACGCUGCAUGUCAACUUUAUUUCUGACUACAUCGUUGAGAUUGACAAUGAAAAUGCUUUGGGACCUGUGGGCUUCCUUUCAAACGUUGGUGGUCUCUAUGUGUUUUGCAUCACAGUUUUUUUUUACUGCAUGUUACUAUUUGAACACAGAAUUAAGAAGCUUCGCCGUGAAGAUGCUGUAUUGCGGGAUAUAAGAAGUAGGAGAAGAGCUCAAUUGCGUUGGGAUAAGUUGAGGAAAUAUGUGAUGUACACAUGGGGUCCUGAUGAUCUGGAUGGGGAAGGUAAAUAUUCUACAAAAGAGCAGUCUUGCGGUAAAUCAUUUCAUGGAAUUGGAUCUCUUCGCAAGCAAAAAACACAGAGUAGAAUGGAUUCUAUCAAGAUUGACAAAAGUAUCGGUUCCACCAUUGAGACGAAAAUUAUUCCAGGAGCCACACAGACAGAGAUGGUAAAGACACGUUUGGCACAGGGUACUUCUGAUCUUGAAAGAAAAUUGUCAAAGUCAGAGGGUGCUUAUGUUCUGGAGCAUGGGGAAAAGAAAGUUUCAAGCAGUUCUUACAAGGGACAUUCAUCGCAAAAUCAUGUACUCCUUCCUGAUGAAAUUAAAAAUCCAUUACCACCUGUUCCAGAAUUUCCCAUGGAUGGUGGAGCCAAUAUUUCAGAUAUUCAGAGGAACCUCCAAAAUAUGUAUGACUACAAUGUUUGUCUGAGGGAAAGAUUCAUGGAUGUGCAGUCCAUGCUUGAUGAUCUACUCCAGAAGACUUCUCCAACCAACACACAUCCAACAUAACAUGGAAGCAUAUGAACAAAUAUUAUCCACCUUUGUCAAAAUGACAUGCCGCAUUCUUUGGAUUCCCGGAGGUGCGACUUUUGAUGGAACUUUUCGAAUGUUUUCGCAUCGAAGAAGAAUGGCAUUUGAGCUUGAAUGCGGCAGAAGAAAGGUGAUGUAAAAGUUUUCCCUGGUUUGGAUGCUCAUAUAUUUAUAUUUAUGUUUUUUUUUGCUUAGGUGGGGUCAAGAUGGACCGAAGUCACAGGUCCAAUUGGAGGAGACUCUUAACCGAUGGGUGUGUUUGCCGAGCGGCAAAAAUAAAAA